GGGAAUUUUGGAGAUUGCAUAAAUCUUUGUAGAAAACUUGGCUGAGAGCAGCUGACCUGAAAUUAACUGCUGUCUUCUGGCUGUGGACGCUAUUCUAACGUUCCUGUGUGAUAGCCUGCAGACUAAAUCAUGCCAGCGUUAUCAGCUGGAUCUGGAAGUGACACAGGUCUGUAUGAGCUGCUGGCUGCAUUGCCAGCCCAGCUGCAGCCACAUGUGGACAACCAGGAAGACCUGACCUUCCUCGGGGAUAUGUUUGGUGAAAAAAGCCUUCAUUCACUGAUUCACGAGAAACUGCAUUAUUAUGAAAAACAGAGCCCUGUACCCAUACUCCAUGAUGCAGCAGCCUUGGCAGAUGAUCUGGCUGAGGAGCUGCAAAGCAAGCCAUUGAACCCUGAGAUCGGAGAGUUGUUGAAGCUCCUCUCAAAACCAAAUAUCAAGGCUUUGCUCUCUGUACAUGAUACUGUUGCUCAGAAGAGCUAUGAUCCAGUAUUGCCUCCCAUCCCAGAUGAUAUUGAUGAGGAGGAAGACUCAGUAAAAAUAAUCAGACUUGUCAAAAACAGGGAACCACUGGGAGCGACUAUUAAAAGGGAUGAACAUACUGGCACAAUUGUGGUGGCUAGAAUAAUGCGAGGAGGAGCUGCAGACAGAAGUGGUCUUAUUCACAUUGGUGAUGAACUUAGGGAAGUCAAUGGGAUUCCUGUAGAUGAUAAAAAACCUGAAGAAAUAAUACGAAUUUUGACUCAGUCUCAAGGAGCAAUUACGUUUAAAAUUGUACCUAGUAUCAAGGAAGAAACACCUACAAUAGAAGGCAAGAUGUUUAUCAAAGCCCUAUUUGACUAUGAUCCUAAUGAGGAUAAAGCAAUUCCUUGUAAAGAAGCUGGGCUUUCUUUCAGAAAAGGAGAUAUCCUUCAAAUCAUGAGCCAAGAUGAUGCAACCUGGUGGCAGGCCAGACAUGAAGGUGAUUCCAAUCCCAGAGCAGGUUUGAUCCCUUCAAAACAUUUCCAGGAGAGGAGAUUUGCAUUGAAAAGACCAGAAGUACAUAUACAGCCGCUGAAAAUUUCCAACAGAAAAUCAUAUGAGGAAACGGUUGAGUGUGAGGAAAUUGAAGAAGAUGCUGAAUGUGCUGGUCACAACAGUGGAACCUAUAUAGCUGGUUUUAGGAGAAGCUUUCGUCUUAGCAGAAAAGAUAGAAAGACAAAUAAAUCAAUGUACGAAUGCAAGAAGAGUGAUCAGUAUGAUACAGCAGAUGUCCCAACAUAUGAAGAAGUUGCACCAUAUCAACGACAGCUUAAUGAAAAAUACAGGCUUGUAGUUUUAGUUGGUCCUGUGGGUGUAGGGUUGAAUGAACUUAAACGAAAAUUGUUGAUCAGUGAUACCCAGCAUUAUGGUGUAACAGUGCCACACACGACUAGAGCAAGAAGAAGCCAGGAAAGUGAUGGUGUUGAGUACAUUUUCAUUUCCAAGCAUUUGUUUGAGACAGAUGUACAGAAUAACAAGUUUAUUGAAUAUGGUGAAUAUAAAAACAACUAUUAUGGUACAAGCAUAGACUCUGUUCGAUCUGUUCUAUCUAAAAACAAAGUUUGUUUGUUGGAUGUACAGCCUCAUACCAUAAAGCAUUUAAGAACAUUAGAAUUUAAACCAUUUGUGAUAUUUAUAAAACCUCCAUCACUUGAGCGUUUAAGAGAGACCAGGAAAAAUGCCAAGAUUAUUUCAAGCAAAGAUGAAAAAGGGGCUGCAAAACCCUUUACAGAAGAAGAUUUUCAAGAAAUGAUUAAAUCUGCACAGAUGAUGGAAAGCCAGUACGGUCAUCUCUUUGACAAAGUUAUAGUCAACGAUGACCUUACCACAGCUUACAAUGAGCUGAAAACAACCUUUGACAGAUUGGAAACAGAGACCUUUUGGGUUCCAGUCAGCUGGUUGCAUUCAUAGUACCAUAAAUAAGGAAUAUAAAUUAUGAUAGUUUGUGAUCUCUUUAAUAAAGUGCAUGGUUGGAACACAAUUAAUUGCCAUUUAAUUGGUUUUCUAAUGUUGGCAAACUGACAUGUAGUUAAGGACUUGGUAUAAUUGGAAUGCAAGUGUCUUCUUUUUCCAUAUCUUAAACCAUCCUGUUCAGAAUUUGGAGGCAGUAAGAUCACAUCAAAUCAGAUACUAUAUACUGAGUUAGUCGUGAGCCCAAAACUACUAAACACCUUAUUGUUUACAUGUAAAUCUCCAAGUUGACUUUUGUUUGUGGAGGGGUAGCACAGAUAUUAUUUAAUUCUGGAUGCUAUGGUGGUCUCAAACAUUGCUACUGCCAUAUAAACUUGCACAUGAGCAUUUGGAGGUUUUCAGUACUUUAACUAAGGGACUUUGAAGAGAAUUGAAACAGGCAAAAGUGGCAAAUAUUUCUUUGUGUAGGACAGACAUCAGAGUUUUAAAUGGGAUAAGUAUCAAGAGGGGUCUUUUUACUUUCCUAAAAGUGUGAGCUUUAUCUUAUGUGUACAGAAUGAUCCUAGUGUUCAUUUGUAUUUAAAUGUUUUACCAAAAGAGAGAUGUAUUCAGUGGCUUACUUGUAAAAUGUACUGUAAAAGAGCUAGUCUUCUGCAGCUACUGCUCUUCUGUGAAAUAUGCAGAUCUUGAAACUCUUAGCAUGCAUGCUUUGUGACACAUCAACUUGGGAAUAUCUAUCUCAAAAGGGGAAAAUAUAGGUUAUUUAUGUAAUCUUUCUUUGUGGGUUAAUCAUUUAUACAAUCAGAGGUAUAGGUAUAAAUAGUUGUUUCUGAUUUGUUUCUGAUUAAGGGUUUAUGGGGAGAGGGUUGUUUGUUUUAACUUUAAAUCAACUUCAGACAUUUUUAGUGUCCUUUAAAAUACUUUUAACUUAUUAGAGGUUUGAAGAUAAUUAUUAUGGGUAACCUUUGAGAUUUGAGAAAGCAGCUGCAAUGCAUGAAUUGCUUUUAUUAACAAAUACAUAGCAAUGUUUGUUCCGAAACGUAUGUAACAUGUCAAAAUGCACUGUUUUAGAUUUGAAAGCUUUUUAUUGAAUUUAAAUUUGUAAACUUCACUACAGGUUGAACCUCUCUUGUGCAGGGCUCCCUGGUCUGGCAACAUCUGUGGUCUGGCAGAACCACAGAAGUUGCUAGACUAGAGAGCCCCAGCCACAGAAGUUGAGAGUGCCUGAGAGUGGAACUGGUUUGGUUGGUGGCAGCCUGCAGGGACAGUGACCUGGGAAUAAAGAGCCUCAGGAGCAGCUGCCACCGCAGUGCAUGGGGCUAGGAAACCCCUGGGAGCAGCAACUGGCCGUCGCAUGCAGGGACAUGGAACCGUGGGAGCAGCUGCCUCUUCUGCUCAGGGCCGUGGCCAGGGAGCAGAGCCCUGUAAGUGGACUGGGGGCAGCAGACCACGCGGGUGGGCUGGAGGAGGUUAGGUCUCUGGGUUCUCCUGUGGCAGCUGCCAUGAGGGGAGCCCAGGGAGAGCCUGGACAUCUGAUCUCCCCUGCUCCCGCAAAUUCCCUUGUUUGGGAUCACUCCAGUCCCGAAGGUGCUGGACAAGGGAGGUUCAACCUGCACAAAGAAAAUUAUUCACCUUUAACACUGCUCAGAUAUAUUUGAAACCUCAGCUUUCUAUGUAAUGGAGUAAGCAAAUAUAUUAUAAAUCAUAUAUAUAAACCUUGUAUUUUUCUUGAUUUACUACGAUAUGGAGCAAGAGAGUACACAUAUAAUGAAAGAAUAAAGCAUGUGUCCUAAUGGUACACGUGAAUUUCUAGUACAGGUACAGUGUUUAGAUGGACUUGCUAACUUAAAUCAUCAUGUAUGUAGCAUUCAGACAGGAAGCAGAGUUAUUUUACCUUAACAUAUAAAGAAAAAACAAUUUAGUGAAACAUAUUUAUGAAAGAGUUGAAAAAGGAUAUUAAGUUCUUGAAUUUCUCAUUGAUGUGAUCAUUUCUAAAUAAUAGAGUACUUGGUAUCUGCAAUUAGAAACACGAUCUUUGUAAAUUAAAUCAACAUUCCAUGUAAAUAUUUUAGUUUCUAUGCUGAUUUAAGCCAUCAGCUCUUGGCAGCUGUAUCCUAAAUGCAUAUUUUGCAUUGCGGUCAUUGUGUUUGGUUUAAAAUUAGGCAAAACAAUUGAAAUGCGGAACAAGAUAAAAAUAGUUUUUGAAUGUUUGUAUUGGAAUUAUUGAUCUAUACUGUAUUGACACACAUACUAUAGUUGAAUAGUCUAAUGUAAUUUCAAAUAUAUCUGCCAGAUUUCAUUGUGUUUUCUCUUGGACUUGCAGUUGUUUGUAAUGUACAUAACAUCUCAGUGAUUAGAUUAAUUGCAUAAAGAUCACAAUUCUAGUAUGGGCCAGAGAAAUGUUCUCUAUUUUUAAUUAGUCAAAAUGUAAUUAUUUUUACAGAGGAAUGUUUUUUAGCACAUCACUGGAGGCCAGCAAUUGGAGGAUAUGUGGAAUGUCCUCAUUUGUGGGAAGUUGUUUUGUUGUUGUUUCCAGACAGCAAUAGCUGAGGGUGCCCUGCAGCUCUCAGGGUCUGGUCCUUUUACAUCAAAGGACGAUCGGUAUGAAACAAUAUGCUAACACUGCUAGUAAACUAUAGCAUCUCAGAUCACUAUUGUACUAUAUCUUUUAAAUAAGGAAACUGUUUUGCCCUUUGGGAAACAGAUGCUGUAAAUGGUCUGAAACAAAGGGGUCUUGGCUGCCCUUCAGGCUUGUUGCUGGAGCUGUGGUGUCCUUUUGAAAUAAUUUUAAGACUUAAUACCAUGUUGGUGGGGGUCAAGAAGGGCCUCAUCCAAUAUGCUUACUUUGUGAGGUGAUAGAGUGAAAGCCCCACAAUGCUUUGAUCCUUUUACAGUAAGACUUACUUUCUGAUCCUCUGUGAGGCAAUGACAAUACUUUAAUACUCGAGGCUUACAUACCGAUUUCCUACCAAGAGAUUAAUUUCUUAAUUGUACUGCUGAUGAGAGAACAAGGACAAAUGAAAGCAUGUAUGCACACAGCAAAUGAAAGGAAUCAAAUUUGGGGAAAUCUUUAAACUCCUAGAAAUAAAGUUUCAUUGGAAAGGAGAAUGGGACAGUCCAUUUCAAUAAAUAUCUCUAAAAACUAGCUUUACUACAGUGUGUUCUCAUCAAGAAAAGUAGAAGCCAGUGGUCUCUGUGAGGCUGCCAUAUAUGGUACUUGGUCAAGACAGAAAAUGUUUUGGCUUGAUAGUUUUAUUAACUGGACAAGAACAUGGCCAUUUUACCGACUUGCAAACACACUUGUUGAUACUUCCUCCAUUGUGAUAAUAGUAAUGUAUUGUGUGUUUCUGACUUGUAAGCUCUUAUGGUUAAAUGUGACAAAAUGUAUCUUAAAUAUUAUGAAAUUUCAAAUUAUGCAGUUUGGUUUUUAAAUGAUUGAAUGUUUUUCUGUCCAAGUACAAAUAUUUCAUUGUAUUUUUGCUGUUUUGCCAUAGUAAAACAAAUGUUAACAUUUUAUACUAUUGUAUCCAGCUCUGUACUUGAAAUUGCUAUCCAUUCACUGAUGUCAUGCCCGAAAUCUCAUUUUACCUUUUUAUGCAAACAAUAAAUUAUUGAUAUAAUUGAUCA
Pelodiscus sinensis (Chinese soft-shelled turtle) is the source of this 5556-nucleotide messenger RNA. The record is from RefSeq and is a predicted model, not a curated record. Lineage: Eukaryota; Metazoa; Chordata; Testudines; Trionychidae.